CACACACACACACACACACACUUAUUCGUGCACUUACUCAGGGACACAGUCUGCCUCCCUUCUCAAAGGAAAGGAACGGAACUUCUUAAUGGUCCGAUGAAAAGAUUGCAUAUUUUUGGUCCCAAGAUUCACAGUAGCGGAGGUCUCUGGCAACAAAAGGUAUCGUGGGAGUCGCAGCUAUGCCAGCUGGGCCAUUUCUCAGACACUCGAUACGAUCUGCCAUUUCAGGAUGCAUUUUUCACCAAAAAAAAUUUUUUUAAGCAGGCUCAAGUUCCUACUCCAAGCUUAAUUCAGUUAGAUUAGAGAGGACAACAAAGACGCGGCCGAUUGUAAUUCAUGGGGUGAUUUCACCUGGAACAGCAUGUCAGGCCGCAGUGUGCGCCUGAGGUCAGUCCCCAUCCAGAGUCUCUCAGAGCUGGAGAGGGCUCGGCUACAGGAAGUGGCUUUUUAUCAGUUGCAGCAGGACUGUGACCUAAGCUGUCAGAUCACCAUUCCCAAAGAUGGGCAAAAAAGAAAGAAAUCUUUGAGAAAGAAACUGGAUUCACUAGGAAAGGAGAAAAACAAAGACAGAGAAUUCAUCCCGCAGGCAUUUGGAAUGCCCUUAUCCCAAGUCAUUGCAAAUGACAGGGCCUAUAAACUCAAGCAAGACUCACAGAGGGACGAGCAGAAAGACGCAUCUGAUUUUGUGGCUUCCCUCCUCCCAUUUGGAAAUAAAAGACAAAACAAAGAACUCUCAAGCAGUAACUCAUCUCUCAGCUCAACCUCAGAAACACCAAAUGAGUCAACAUCCCCAAACACCCCGGAACCAGCUCCUCGGGUCAGGAGGAGGGGUGCCAUGUCAGUGGACUCUAUCACCGAUCUUGAUGACAAUCAGUCUCGACUACUAGAAGCUUUACAACUUUCCUUGCCGGCUGAGGCUCAAAAUAAAAAAGAAAAAGCCAGAGAUAAGAAACUCAGUCUGAAUCCUAUUUACAGACAGGUUCCCAGGCUGGUGGACAGCUGCUGUCAGCAUCUAGAAAAACAUGGCCUCCAGACAGUGGGGAUAUUCCGAGUUGGGAGCUCAAAAAAGAGAGUGAGACAACUACGUGAGGAAUUUGACCGUGGGAUUGAUGUCUCUCUGGAAGAGGAGCACAGUGUUCAUGAUGUGGCAGCCUUGCUGAAAGAGUUCCUGAGGGACAUGCCAGACCCCCUUCUCACCAGGGAGCUAUACACAGCUUUCAUCAACACUCUCUUGUUGGAGCCAGAGGAACAGCUGGGCACUUUGCAGCUCCUCAUCUACCUUCUACCUCCCUGCAACUGUGACACCCUCCACCGCCUCCUACAGUUCCUAUCCAUCGUGGCCAGGCACGCCGAUGACAACAUCAACAAAGAUGGGCAAGAGGUCACUGGGAAUAAAAUGACAUCUCUAAACUUGGCCACCAUAUUUGGACCCAACCUGCUGCACAAGCAGAAGUCAUCUGACAAAGAAUUCUCAGUUCAGAGUUCAGCCAGGGCUGAGGAGAGCACGGCCAUCAUAGCUGUGGUGCAGAAGAUGAUCGAAAAUUAUGAAGCCCUGUUCAUGGUUCCCCCAGAUCUCCAGAACGAAGUGCUGAUCAGCCUGUUAGAGACUGAUCCUGAUGUCGUGGACUAUUUACUCAGAAGAAAGGCUUCCCAAUCGACAAGCCCUGACAUGAUGCCGUCGGAAGUUUCCUUUUCCGUGGGCGGGAGGCAUUCAUCUACAGACUCCAACAAGGCCUCCAGCGGAGACAUCUCCCCUUAUGACAACAACUCCCCAGUGCUUUCUGAACGCUCCCUGCUGGCUAUGCAAGAGGACGUGGCUCCGGGGGGCUCGGAGAAGCUUUACAAAGUGCCAGGGCAGUAUAUGCUGGUGGGCCACUUGCCGUCGUCAAAGUCAAGGGAAAGUUCUCCUGGACCAAGGCUUGGGAAAGAUAUGUCAGAGGAGCCUUUCAAUAUCUGGGGAACUUGGCAUUCAACAUUAAAAAGUGGCUCCAAAGACCCAGGAAUGACAGGUUCCUAUGGAGACAUUUUUGAAAGCAGCUCCCUACGACCGGGGCCCUGCUCCCUUUCUCAAGGGAACCUGUCCCCGAAUUGGCCUCGGUGGCAGGCGAGCCCCGCAGAGCUGGACAGCGGCACGCAGGUGGCUCGGAGGACUCAGCCUGCGGUUCCUGCUGCCCCCGCGCCCCUCGCGACGGACGGCAGGGCCCACCCCGCGGUGUCGCGAGUCUGCAGCACGCCCCACGUGCAGGGUGGCGGCGGGAGGCCCGAGUACUUGACCCUGAGCGGCGCCCACGACCUCGCCGAGAGCGAGCUGGACGCCUCCUGGCUGCAGGGCCAGAGACCUCGGGGGAGCGGGAGGGAUGACAAGCGGCCCCCUCCUCCCUACCCAGGCCCCGGGAAGCCCCCCGCGACGGCGGCCUGGGAAGGCGCAGGGACAGCUGCUGACCAGGAAAGCCUGGCGACCGAGCGGGAGCGGCAGACCGCGCAGAGAAAACUGAGCAGCGCUUACUCCCUGCCAGUCGGCGAGCAGGACAGUCCGAGCCGGGGGGACGCCGGCUGGCUCGACUGGCAGAGAGAGCGCUGGCAGAUCUGGGAGCUCCUGUCCGCUGACAACCCCGACGCCCUGCCCGAGACGCUGGUCUGAGCGCAGCCGAGCCCUCCCAGUACCUGCCCUCCUCCAUCCCACCGGGGGAUUGCGGGUGUCGGACAAUGGCACACUUCCUUAUUGUUCUUCUUUCACACUUUUAAAAGGCGACACAAGAGAAAUUCAGUUCACUUUCAGCUGUAGAGCACCCACGCCCUCGCCAUUGAUCAUAAGGUUCUAUUGCGUAGCCAGCCUUAGGGAAAAAACAAACAAAACCAAAAAUGGAUGGCAAUGUCCAAUCUAAAAACGACCCUCUUGGCUCUAUAACAUAAGAUAAAAUUCUUGCUUUGGUAUAGCGUAAUCGUAUUUAUGUGUCUUCAGUUUUGACUAUUGUAUAUUCUGUAACAGAUUAUGUAUGUAUGAUAAUCAUAUAUGAUAUAUUCACAGAGAAAAUAAAAGAAACUUUAAAAGAAAUCACUUCACUUAUGUUAAGCAAUGAGAUAUACUAAGCAAUGAGAUUCUAUAGAAUGUUCUAGAAUAUGCACAAGCGGGUUUCUGUGCUUUUGCCAUAGCUUUAUAAAUGGGGACAGCCCUCCCUUCAAUACCUAAGGAAAACACUAACAAAACAAACCAGAAUAUGAGAAGCCAUAUUUUAUAUAGUAGUGACAUACAAAAAAAGUAGUCACUGAAUGCUUUUUCAUGUUGAAUAAGUUUUAAGGAAAAGGUUAAAUUUGAUACAUUAUGAAAUAUAUUUUUAGAACCUAUUUAGAAAGGAGUAAGUUAAUCAAACAAGAAAAAGGCCGUGCCUAACAAAUAAAGGAAGAAGUUGUCCAUCCCAUUCUAGGUCAAAUUCAAUUUUAUACAGACCGUAUAAUAUAUAUUUAUAAUGUGUAAUGUUAAUGUAUUUUUCCAAACCACAAACUGGAAUCCAAUCACAAAGUGUUUAACAAUCUAAAUACAGUAUUCAGAUCAUAGAUCAUGUUUUUUCUCUUUGUCCCAUAAACAGUAUUGACCAAAUUACAUGCAACUCUUUACAAAUUAAAUCAUAUUUGGAGGGAAAAGACUACAGGUUUGUACUUAUAUUGUGCCAAAGGCUGAGAAAAUGUUUCUUUGGUAAUUAUCUGUGUAUUGUAAAGUGUUCCUGCAGUACUUGAGCGGUACUACUAAAGUUUGAAGUUUUUCAGCUGCAAAGUCAUCUUUGACCAGCAGGGGGCUAUUUGCUUCAGUAUUUUAUGAGAUUUUUUUCACUUCAGAAGGGAAAGUGUAUUAUAGAAAAAGAAUUGUUUUUUAUGAAACAUGCUACUCUUAAUUUUCAUGUUGGUGAUAAAAUUUCCAGUGGUGUUUCUUAAAGUUCUAUCUUGUGCCAUGGUGAAUAAAAAUUUAAGCAAAAACU
This is a messenger RNA of Carlito syrichta (Philippine tarsier), 3974 nucleotides long. RefSeq names its product Rho GTPase activating protein 6 (gene ARHGAP6). Gene Ontology annotation, biological process: signal transduction. The record is from RefSeq and is a predicted model, not a curated record. Bases 362 to 2641 code for a protein of 759 amino acids. The transcript has 13 exons. Lineage: Eukaryota; Metazoa; Chordata; Mammalia; Primates; Tarsiidae. Gene Ontology annotation, molecular function: phospholipase binding; phospholipase activator activity.